Molecule: messenger RNA, 3338 nt
Organism: Myxozyma melibiosi
Lineage: Eukaryota; Fungi; Ascomycota; Lipomycetes; Lipomycetales; Lipomycetaceae
Exons: 2
Coding region: 148-3090 (980 amino acids)
Source: RefSeq, a predicted model, not a curated record
AUCAAAUACCCGCCGGCUCCUCCUCCUCACCACCAACUCCACUCCUCCUCCUCCUCUUCCUUCUACCCUCCACCGGAUCUCCCUCUCACACCCGGCUGCUUCUUCUCCCCAGCUGCCGAAGAAGAGGGAGCCCGCGCGUCUGUGAUCAUGGCAACCCUGCGCCCGUCCCAGCGCGGCCGCCGUGUGCCGCCCUUACAGCAGCGCUCGUCCACGAUGCAAGACUCGCUCCCGCCCGCACGCAGGCGGUCCUCUGUCGCGGCGCUGAGCGGGUCCGAGGCCGACGACGCAGAGGCGCUGGAUCUGCUCUCGCUGCAGGCCACGGCCACCUCGUCCAGCUCGCAGUACCAGUACUCGACCCUCUCGCCGUCGUCGACGUCCUCGUCCGGCAGCGCGAGCCAGGGACAAAUAUGGCCUGCGUCGGGAACCUCGGCGGCCGCGGCAGCGCGCACAAGGCAUUACGAUACAAACGCGAAAUCUUUCUUGACCGGCAUGCAGUUCUACUCGCCCAGCGCACAUUCCGCAUCCCAGCACCAGCAGCAGCCAGAGCGGCCGACGGUCGUGCUCACGAACGCGUCUGGCUCGUCGUUUGGAAGCGGCGCGAGCGGAUCUACGAGUAGCAGCGCGAGUAGCAGCAACGGCCACCUCCGCAGCAAGAGCGCAAACACAUCCAAGAUCUCUCUGAAUUCCCUCGACAACCCAGCAGGAGACGACGAAGGCGAGCCAGCGAAACUGCCCCGGCGCAAUCGGACUACGCGACGGCAGGUACAAUUGUCGCCGACGCCGACGACGCAGACGACGAGUAAAGGCCGAAUGAAUAUCGAGAUCUCGGAUGCCGAUGUUGCGCGGGUAGCGAAUCUGGUGAUUCAUCUACGUGACUCUCGAGCCGUUUCUAGCUCGAGUGCGAAAAAGAGACAGAAAAUUGCUUUGGACCAAAGUGACUCUAUUGAACCCUCGCCUGCCACCGAGCGACGAGUACUGAAGACCAAGACCUGGCUCGAACUACACGCAGCCUACAUCUCACAAAGCCAAGUGGCACAACACCACUCUGCGCUCGUGAACCACCGCGGCGUCGACGGAGUCUACAACCCGCUGCAAAUCAUCCGGAACCGACUCGUGCGCAAAGCGCUUAACCACUCGCUCGACAUGCAACCGGUCGCGAUCGUGACGCCGGCGUCGACGGCGUAUAACAGUAACCCUGCGCGGCCGAUUAUCUGGGAGGUUGACGUGAACGAGAUGUUUGCCGACUGGGGAUGGCGGGAACGGAACCGGACGCUGAUGAGAGACCGCAGUAAUAGACUGCUGUACGAGCCGAUGCUCCGAGACGAGGACGCGCGGCGUCACGGACACAAGCGGUCUGACACUGCCGAAGACGAGGAGUACUCCGGCUCUGAUCUGUCUGGCGACGAGGAGUCGGACGAAGACGCAAAAGGAGGAAGACUACAUGGCCGACUUCGACGACACCGGCAUCAUCGGCACGACGGCGCGUCUCGUAGGCGGGUCGUCAAGAUCUUGCCUGAUUUCGGACUCACUCGCGAGAUUGAGUACCAGUUGACGAAACGGCAGAUGAAGGCAGCUGCCAGCCAGAUGGAGAAAGGAGCGAGACGACGCCGGGUCGCGAACGAGGAAGAUGAGGACGACGAGGCGUAUGAUUCGUACGAGUCGUCGUCGGGUGAAUCUUACACGUCCUCCGACACCGACAGUGACGACGCAUCAUCUCAGGCGUACUCAGAAGGCGCGGUCUCGGACGCCGUAUUUGAAGAAGCAGUGCACUCGUCCGGCGCGUCGUCGACAAAUCGCAAGCUCGGCUUCCGAAAAGGCCAUCACCACCACCGUCUCCACCGGCGCGGCCGCCGGCGCGCGUCCGAAGCCGGCCAGUUUUCACCUUCGGGAUCGCGGUCUGCGUCGCCGGUGAAGUCGCGGCCGGGAUCGCCGGGAUCGAAGAAGACUACGCCCGUGAGCGCGGAGCCGCUGGUUAGUCCGGAUGGGUUGCUUGCGGUGCCGAGUUUGGGGCUUUCGUCGGCGGGAGGAGCAGGAGGAAGUAGCGGUCAUGUUUCUGACGGCGGGGUGUCGAUCAGGAAGAGCAAGAAGUCGAAAUCGCCAUCUCGUCGGCCGCGGUCGUUUCAUCGCUCACACUCGCGGUCGAGCUCGUCGACGACCGCCGACCUGAGCUUAUCAAACAGUACAACUCGAAGCACCAACGGCCGGCAAGACCAGAAGCUUUUGUCGCCGCAGUACAGGGACUCUAAUGUUUCCAAAGUCGUGUUUUCCCCCGCGCACGGCUCGACGGCCACCGUAUCCACGCCGCUUCUCUCGCCUGCCAGCGGAAACGACUUACACCCGCUCACCCGGAUCCGUCCGGAAAGCGACGUCGAAGACCCAGCAGGUGAGACAUCAGCCGACGGCGGCGCGUCGACGCCUGCGCUGUCAUCGCGGGCGGAGGGCGCGCGGGCGGGGUUGGCGGAGCUGGUGCAGGAGCUGCGGUGGCUUGAUGCGCAGUUUGCGGUGCAGGGCAGACGGGCGGCGGUUGUGUGUACUGUGUAUCAGCGGUCGAUCAGCCGGUUGGCUGAUACUAGUGCUGUUGGCAAGUCGAGCGAGGGUAAACGCGAGGAAGACUCUGCAGCGGUGGACGACGACGACGAGGACGACAGCGAAUCGAUUCCCGCGCUGAGAAACUCGUUUGAAACAGUAACCUCGCACUUCAAAGACGUGACGCUAACCGCGAGCAAAGCCGCCUUAUCAACCCUCUCGUCCCGGGCCGACGCGCUAACCUCCGCGUUCUCGACCUCGUUCCGCUCACGGUUCGACUUUGCAAUCUCGGCCUCGGACCGGCUCUCGGCGGAGAUCAACACGACGCUGAGCCUGCAAGUGCGCCGGCUGGGCGAGGAACUCGAGUACGUCGAAAAGGAAGGCGCGAGUUCGCGCCGGCGCGCGUAUAUGAAGAACGAGCUCAAGCAGGUUGGGUUUGUGGUGCUUGAUAAGGCGGUCACGGGGGUGCUGUGGAUGGUGUGGGGGGUUGUCAUGGUCCUGCGCGUCCUGCGGUCUGUUGUCAGGGCGGCGUUGUAUGUUUUGAGGAUCAUCAUCUGGUGUUGAGUCCCUUUUUUUUUGACUCAACAUUUUUUGACUCAACAUCAGAUGGAGAUAGGGUGGAAAUUGGGUCGGGCAUAUUUUUCGUUUUUUGUUGUAAAAUCAUUGGUUUUGCGGAGUUUCUGUCGUUUGUAUUCAUUAGUUUUUCUCACAAGUUUCAUCCACACACGGUCUUUUUUCAUUAGAUGCGCAAUGUCAUUUUUAGUUCAUUUCGGUAUAUACAACAAUUACUGUAGGCAUCUCCCACUCACCAC